Messenger RNA from Ornithodoros turicata, 775 nucleotides. RefSeq names its product M-phase phosphoprotein 6-like (gene Mpp6). The transcript is spliced from 5 exons. Lineage: Eukaryota; Metazoa; Arthropoda; Arachnida; Ixodida; Argasidae. Bases 164 to 628 code for a protein of 154 amino acids. Gene Ontology annotation, biological process: maturation of 5.8S rRNA. The record is from RefSeq and is a predicted model, not a curated record.
UAAGAAACGUAAACAAACGUGCACAUUGCAUCUCAUCACGCUCGUCCCCGUUUUGUGUGCUCCCAAAUACCAUUCAUUUCGGUAUUUUGCCAUUAUUAUUAUUAUACCAUUCCAGAGUUUGUAAACAUAUUUCCGUGCAUUUCGCGUCUACAAGACCCCCAAAAUGACACGAGAAGGCUCAAAAACUAAGCUUUCGAGGCAUCUUCUGGAUAUGAAGUUUAUGCAAAAGAGCAAAGAAAAAGCCGAAAAGGAUGCAGAAGCAGAAGAAGAGCAAGCAUUAUUUAGCAGCCAAAUAACAGACAAAAUGAAAAAGAGCGGAAUAGAAUAUGUCUUUGAAGAAAGCUACGUACCAUGCGUAGGACUUCUUCAAGGGAGAAUGUCUUUUAAAGGACGCAACCCAGAAAUUGAGCGGCUCAUGCGAGAAAAUGAAAUUAAUGACCCGGCGUAUUCCAAGAUGGGCGGAAUCACAGACGAGGAAAUGGCAUCGAGGUACUCCACACUUGUAGGCAGUAUGGCUAAAAAGUUCCAAAAGAAACGACAACGACCUGAAAUGACUCCCUCGAGUAAAAAGGAUUCCCAACGGCCAGCAAAGACGAGGAAGUUCAUGAAGCCAUCUGAUGACGCAUAAUUUCCAUUGUGGAGUCCUAAACCUUGACAUGUAUGUCACACAGGCAUACUAAGCACAAACAUAGUAUUUUUCAUUAAGAACAUGCGUGCAAACGGAUGGAUUAAUAAAACUGUGUGCUUUCCAAAAAGGAAUGCCUUCAGCUGCUGA